Molecule: messenger RNA, 237 nt
Organism: Colletotrichum lupini
Lineage: Eukaryota; Fungi; Ascomycota; Sordariomycetes; Glomerellales; Glomerellaceae
Exons: 1
Coding region: 1-237 (78 amino acids)
Source: RefSeq, a predicted model, not a curated record
AUGGGCAUUGCUUGGGUAACUUCUGGUGUUUUUUGUCAUGUGCCAUUCUUGUAUAUAGUGUACAAUUCGAUCAUAAACAGAUAUGGAUCUUUCAAAGUGCCUUUCUGCCUCUGUAUAACGGCAUGUGAGUUCGGAAUCGUGAUUCAAUGUGUGUCAAACGUCUAUAACUACAUGCAAGUGUGGCCAUCUCCUGAACCGAGAGACAAUGACUUCGACGGAUUGGUAUUGUCGCAUUGA